Messenger RNA from Marasmius oreades (fairy-ring Marasmius), 576 nucleotides. RefSeq lists its product as uncharacterized. The coding region runs from base 1 to 576 and encodes 191 amino acids. The record is from RefSeq and is a predicted model, not a curated record. The transcript has a single exon. Lineage: Eukaryota; Fungi; Basidiomycota; Agaricomycetes; Agaricales; Marasmiaceae.
AUGCAUAGGUGGUUCACCCUCCUGACAGAAGGGCAUCCGCAUGUGAAAAAACAUAAGAUUUUGAAGAAGUGGGCGUCUUGGGCAGCAAAAGGAAGUAGGGAGGCACUGGAGGAUGGUUUUCAUAGGCGAAAACUGGCACCUGGAGAGUGGGUUAGGAUUUGCCGAGGGAUGUACGGAGAAGAUUAUGGGCUUAUUUGGGUCAGCAGCCAAACCAUGUCGUAUGGUGGGAUUGGACAUCUUGUUCUCCUAGUACUGCAGCUUAAGGAACUCACGAAGGACAUGCAAUUCAUUGACAAGCAAAUUCCUGCCUCUUCCAAGCAUAAACAAAGGGAACAUCCUUCCCCCCAUCUCUUCAACCCUCACAAAUGUGAUCCUUCUACCUUGCGAGUGAAAGGGUUUGGUGAUGGGGUUGUACAUGCUUGGUGUUUCGAAGCAGGGGAUAUGGUGGAGCUCAGCAAGGAAGAUGGGGUUUUCAUUGUUGACAGUGUUAACGAUGCAGGCUGUAUUGUUGAUUGUGACGACAUUGUUGUGCCUGUUUUGCGCAAUACUAUAAAAGACUUCAAUUUUUGCUUUUAA